AUCUGGCGGCUGGACACGGAGUUACUGCCGCGCCGCUGUCUGUCAGGUCAGAAGCUCCGCCGGCCGCAGCCGCUGCGGUCUGUGGCUAGCUGGCUCCCGUGGAGUUGUGAGAGUUGCGACCGGCUUUCUGCCUCUAACCGCUUUUUACACGUGAAAGUUCUUUUCCUUGUUUUUUAUUUUCUUUCAAACCUCGAAGUCUGGCGCGCAGUUGCAUUCAUUCGUCAUACGGUGCGGACAGUGAGGUCACUUGUUAAUCGGUGAGCUGCCAACCUAGAAAAAAAUAAAAAUAAUUCUCAGUGGUCGUGAGAUUCUGCCGCGAGAAAACAAGUCUUCAGGCUAACAAGAAUUUCGCGUAGUAAGGCGCAACCUGUUGUGAUUUCGUCCACGAGGGAUUGCUUCAGGAGAGAAACUGUGACAACGGUGGUUGCAGAAGAAUAGCGUCGGAAUACAUUGAACUAACCUGCAUUUGUUCUUCUCAGUGACUGAAUUUAGCUGCAGUCCAGUCCAGCGGUCCCGCCAUGCCAGCCGUGUGAAGAGAGGCGCGAGGGGGUAAGCCAUGCAGGCCCGCCGCUGGCUCCUGGCGGCCGCCGCCGCCUGCCUGGUGGCCGCGCCGCCGCCCGCCGCCCCCCGGCAGCUGGACGUGGACGGAGGCGGCGGAGGCGGCGGAGACCUGCCCGCCCAGCAGCGGCGCGAGCGGUUCGGCCCCGGGUUCGGCCCGCCCCCGCAGCAGGGACGCCGCGGCAAGCAGGCCGCCUCCUUCCUGCCGCCGCCGCCGCCGCCGCCGCCGCCCAAGGAGCGCCGCCCCAACAUCGUCCUCGUGCUCACCGAUGACCAGGACGUCGAGCUGGGGUCGCUGAACUUCAUGCCGCGCACGCUGCGGCUGCUGCGGGCGGGCGGGGCCGAGUUCCGCCACGCCUACGUCACCACGCCCAUGUGCUGCCCCUCGCGCAGCAGCCUGCUGACGGGCAUGUACGUGCACAACCACCAGGUGUUCACCAACAACGACAACUGCUCCAGCCCGGGCUGGCAGGCCACGCACGAGACGCGCUCCUUCGCCACCUACCUGUCCAACGCCGGCUACCGCACGGGCUACUUCGGCAAGUACCUGAACAAGUACAACGGCAGCUACAUCCCUCCCGGCUGGAGGGAGUGGGGAGGGCUGAUCAUGAACUCGCGCUACUACAACUACUCCAUCAACCUCAACGGCAAGAAGAUCAAGCACGGCUUCGACUACCACAAGGACUACUACCCGGACCUGAUCGCCAACGACUCGGUGGCCUUCCUGCGCCAGUCGAAGCAGUACUUCUCGCGCAAGCCCGUGAUGCUGGUUCUGAGCUUCCCGGCGCCGCACGGCCCAGAGGACUCCGCCCCGCGCUACUCGCACCUCUUCUUCAACGUCACCACGCACCACACCCCCGCCUACGACUACGCCCCCAACCCGGACAAGCAGUGGAUCCUGCAGGUGACGAAGCAGAUGCAGCCCAUACACCGGCAGUUCACCGACCUGCUCAUGACCAAGAGGCUGCAGACCCUGCAGAGCGUGGACGAGGCCGUCGACAGGAUCUACCAGGAGCUGAAGGAACUGGGGGAGCUGGACAACACCUACAUCAUCUACACCUCGGACCACGGCUACCACCUGGGCCAGUUCGGCCUGGUCAAGGGCAAGUCCUUCCCCUUCGAGUUCGAUGUGCGCGUCCCGUUCCUGGUGCGCGGCCCCGGGAUCGAGCCCGGCAUCAAGAUUGACGAGAUAGUGCUGAACUUGGACCUGGCGCCGACUUUCUUGGACAUCGCGGGCGUGGAGACUCCAUCCCACAUGGACGGCAGGUCGUUUCUGCCGCUACUGCAUCGUAUGCCAAAACGUGGUCAGAUGUCGGGUCGAAGAAAGAAUUUUAAAUGGCCAGACACAUUCUUGAUAGAAAGCAGUGGGAGGAGAGAGAUACCGGAGGCCUUCGCAGAGCACAAGCAGAGCGGGAGGCAGAACGGCCACCAGGGAGCGUACGACACUGGCGUGGAGAACGACAGCAGCUUGCUGUCCGAGUCUGUCGCCUGGAACACGACGGGUGGUACCGCGGCGACACAGAACCUCGCCGGCGGUCUGCUGCCGGAUGUCGCAGGCGGCUUCAACGACACCGACACUCUCCUGCCGCCCGAGGAGGGCCCGACUUUGGACAAGAUUCCGGUGCUUUCGAGGCUGGACCCGCAGUUCGACAACCAGGUGGUUCCCGUGGCGCCGUCCGGCGGGCUGGUCGGCAAGGUGGAGCGCAUCGCCCUCGAGUGCCAGAGCCCGGAGUUCCAGGCGCCGUGCAGGCCCGGCCAGAAGUGGCAGUGCCUCCUGGACGGAAACAGGUGGCGCAAGCACAAGUGCAAGUUCCAGAUGGCGGCGGCGCACAGCAGACGCAGGAAGUGCCUGUGCUUCACGCCAUCCGGCAUGGAGUACACCCGUCUGGAGCCGGACGAGCGGCGCUCGCAGCGACAGUUCUACAGAGGUCACGCAAACAAAGACAUGAAGGAUCAUCACCCCAGAUUCCUGCGCUUGGCCCAGAACAAGCGUUCUGUGGGGCCAAGGCACUUGGAGGACUUUCUGCAGAGCAGACGGGAAAACAUGGACCCGGUCCUGUUGAACGACUUAUUGUUGAGGAUCAAGCGGCCGAGGAAGGGGCUUCGAGCGAAGCGGGACACCCUCGAUCACGUCAUGGAGGACUUGGAAGAACAACUUUAUGGCUUGGAGGAAACUCAAGUGAAUGAGAAGGAGAGAGAGGCCAAUGCGUCUCUGCGAGCCAUCAAUGAGAUCAACGGAGGCUGCCGGGUGUACCCUGGAGGCGUGAACUGCAGCAACGUGGUUUACGAGAACCCGCAAGCCUGGCGAUCGUCGAGGAACAACGUGGAGGAGCAGAUACGCAAACUGCGUGUCAAGCUCGAUGCUCUGAAGGAAAUUCGACGUCAUUUAAGGGCUAAGCGGCCACAUCAUCAUUCGUACGACGUAAGCGUGGAAGAGGAAGACGAGGACGACGAGAAUGCUCGCGGCAUCGAGGAAUUCCCCUCGGACGACGACGACGCAAGUGCCGACGUCGAUGAGCCAGCAGCGAGCACGGCCGAGGAGGGAACGACGUUGACUGCCGAGCCAGACAACGCGACCGUCGCAAACGUCGAGACCAGGAACAUGGAGGGUGAGGAUGUGGGGUCAGACAGGUCUGGUCGCAACCACCACCACUACCACCACCACCAUCACAAUGCCACGCGCAGGCUGAGGAAGAAGCCAAGGACUAGCACGGAGGGACCCACAACGACCACGGUGCUUGGCGGCACGGAGGGGACUACCACCACCACCACAACCACCACCACCACCCCCACCACCCCCACCACCCAGCCCCUGGGCCACAACAACCACCACCGGCACCACCACGGAGUCCACACGGUCACUCCUGUCGCAAGCGCUCCGGACAAUAACGAGACUGCUGGGACGGAGGAACCCGUCAACUCCCUGCCCGACGAUAACGUGACGACGAUCGGGCCCGAGCAGAGGGUCAGCCCAACAGCCAGGAGUGGCCCUCGGCAGGUAGGCGGGGUCCCCAACCACAUCAAGGUGACAGUGUUCCAGCCGAGCCGUCAGCCGCACGGGAGCCGGCAGCUGUCGUCCGUGGACCACCACACGUGUUUCUGCGAACCUGAAACUGUCACAAGAAGAGAAGAAAAGGAAUUGGCGAAGGAGUCCCGCAGAAAGAUCAAGGAGGAGAGACUGAGGAGAAAGGAGCGAAAGCAGAGGAAGAAAGCUAAAAUGGAAAAGGAGUGCAUGUUGGAGAAGAUGAACUGUUUCAGUCAUGACAAUGACCACUGGAAGACUGCACCUCUGUGGACACAGGGACCAUUUUGCUUCUGCAUGAAUGCAAACAAUAAUACAUAUUCAUGUCUCAGAACCAUCAACGCAACUCACAAUUUCUUGUACUGUGAAUUUGUGACGGGGAUGAUAACAUUUUAUAAUCUACGAAUUGACCCGUUCGAGCAGUGGAACAGGGUGCACUCACUGUCGGACGGGGAGCUGUCGUACCUGAAGGGCCAGCUGGCCCGGCUGCGCGACUGCCGGGGGACAAGGCAGUGCACCGCGGGUGGCGCUGGUCAGGGCCCUACUUCCCCGUCGCGGCCCGCCCCGCCGCCCACCGCCGGCCGGUACAAGAAGCGGAAAUACUUGGCCAGCCCACACCUAUAUGACCUCACUGCCAUGCAACUCGUCAGUGAGUCUGAGCUUGCGCCUCAUGCUAACAAAAAGCGGAAGAAACUGUCCAAGCCGUGGCGAAGGCGUAAGGCAUGGCAGCAAAACCAAUGGGGAAGCAGAGCGUCGCGACGGAGGCGGCGUUUCCGCCGGCUACAAUGACAGAAGUGCGCGCCGCCAAGCCUAAUGGACGCUCUCUGGUCUCUUAACCUCCGCGGUGCUCGACUGCACGACAGAAUACCACGGAAGCCCUCGCGCAUGAUUUUCUAGUGUGAAGAGGGGAAUAACUGUGAAGACGUGUUGUGUUCUUGAAUGGUGGACUGAUUUUAGGUUUCAGAACACAAAGAGAGUAAUUAUUCAGUAUUUAUUGUGAAUUUGCCGUGUUUCAUUGUGUAAUUCGUGACUGCUUUCGUUGGUAAGUAAAAAAUGGUAACGUUUUAGUUAAUAUUUUGUCAGAGUGAAAAGUCUAAAUGUGAAUAUGUAGUUCUUCGUUUGAACACUUCUAUGAACUGAUGCUUCUAUGAUCUUAUCUGCCAAUAUAGCAUAUGGGAAAUGUGUAUAAAAUUUUGUAAAAUGUAAUAUGUAUAAUAUAAAUGUGAGUUUAUAUCAUAAAAAAAAAAAUCAAUUUAUGUUCCCUUUUGUGUGUUAUUUGGAAGAACAUGUUUAUGGUUUGAAUACUUCCUCGAAAUCAGCUCUUGAAUUAAAAAAAUAUAUAUAAGUAAAGACAUGAUAAUAUAGAGUUCAGAAAAUAGGUGCUAUUUAUGUUAGAGCCCUAUAAUUAGAGAAUAGUUUGUGAAGUUAAACAAAAUAUUUUUUUUUAUCAGUUAUUUAAAUAGUGUUUUUUUAAAGCAAAUACUGAAUUACAUAUUAUGGACAAGCUAAUGCAGGAUUUUUUUUUCUUUCAUGUACUUUACUUAAACAAGUAAGUAUCACAAUUAAAUCUUUAGCAAGUUAGUUGAUAAGCAUUUAUAUAAGGUAUAUAAUCACCAUUUAAGAAUAUGAUAUACCAGAACUUGCGGACAAUGUAAUGCAAACAAUAAUUUGAUAAAAAUAUUUUUUUUUUUCAUUUUUCAACUGAUAAAAGAUAUCUAUAAACCCCAUUUGAUAGGAACUUGGUUUUUUAAACAAUCAAAAUUCCAAUUCCCCCUACCCCCCCCCCCCCCAAAAAAAAAAAUAAUAUAAAUGAACCAGUAGCAGCCAAUAUGGAAGUUAAGUGCACAUGAACAUCCAGUUUCUGUAAAUAAUGUGGGUAUAAAUUUUGUCGGGUAAGGCAAGGGGGUAAUGGGAAGGGGAGAAGGGGUCUGGCUCAGUUCAAAUGAGUGCAGACACCUGAUGAGGUACACAAACCUGUCUGAAUGCUUGCGCCCAGGGCGUGACGUCACCCAAGUUCGGUAUUAGACGCGAUUCUCCUCACGAAACGUUCCCGCAAAGACUCGGCCCACUCUCAGUAUCUGGCACCUUUAGGGAUAAUUUAAAUACAUGUGGGCUCAUCCAUACGCUCUGUACAGCACCCGCCACGUGGUCAAAUAGUAACAUGUGGAUUAGGGAACCCAUUGCCCGUGUUAGCUUCCUGUGGGUUCACACUUACAUAAUUUCUUGGUUGAAAAAGCCCUACAGCCAGAGACAGUUAAAGAAUUUGCAGGGCCCUGUGGCAUUUACUUUUGCGGGCUAAAAAUUUUUGGAGAGGAGGCUUACAGAGAGGUCUAGGGGGUACGGAAUAUCUUCCGGAGAAAAAGGGGGCUCAGGGUGGCAUUCGCCUGUAAAAUCUACCUAAUGACUGACUGACAAUGCUCAGCCUAAACCGGUGUUAUCUAGAAUUUGAAAUUUGAAGGAAAUAUUCUUUGAGUGUCCUAGGGAUAUUUUUAAAUACCAUCCCUAAAGGGAUGGAAAAAGGGUGGUAUAGUUUUUAUGCUACAAUGAUGAAAUUUUGUAAAUACACUCUUCAAAAGAAAUAAAAUAACAUGUUUCAUGAUUUUUCAAAAUUAAUUUCCUAAGGGGAGGUUUGGGGGUGCAUUGGAGAUCAAGAUUCCAGUUUUUGGUUGAAAAUCCCCAUGGAAACAAAUGUUUUUUUUGAUGCAUUCUUUCGUCUCCAACAACGGCUGCUUUUUUUAACUCAACUGUUGCGCAUACUCCUAAGAGAGAUUAUUUAUGUUGUUAGUAUUUCACAAAAAAAACGACACGCCAUGAUGCUGAUAACCAUAUCCUUUUAUUCACAUAAUAACAGUCAUUUCUUCCACACUCCUUUUCCUCCAUUUACUAACUCUCCAAACUAAAGCAGUGCUACCAACUCGGUAGCUACAACUAUACCUACGACACAAAAUAUCUUUAUUGCCGAUAACACCUCCCCUCAAUAAAAUAUUUUUAUGAAACAAACAAUCUUUUCCUAAAUUUGUCAAACAGUACACCACCAAGAGGCUUAGUAAAAAUAUCACCUAGUUGGUCACUGGUAUUAACAUAGUCCAACCUAAUGAUGUUUUCAAACAGUUUCUCUUUUACAAAACACUUCUUAAUCUUUAGAUGUUUGACUCUAGAGUUGUCAGUGGCCAUAUGUGCCAGCUUUAUAGUAGACUGAUUAUCCUCUAACAGAGUGAUGGGACCAACUUCUAUUUUAAAAUCAUGCAACAAGUCUUUUAACCAACAAGCCUCACUGGCAGCUUGACUAAGAGCAACAAAUUCUGCUUCAGUGGAUGACAGAGCCACUGAUUGUUGUUUUUUUGAAAACCAGAUAACAGUACAGCCAAAAACCUUAAAGCAACAACCAGUUGUAGACUUACAGUCAUCACUGCCUCCCCAGUCACUGUCCACAUAGCCUACUACAUCAUCAUUCCUGUUUCCAUAGUAAUUUAAACACAUAUUUAAAGUACCCUUGAUAUAUCUAAGAACAUUUUGCAGAAGUUUGUAAAGUAAAGUGCUUGCACAGUUCUGAUAUCUACUUAAGAUUGUAACAACAGCACACAAAUCAGGUCUUGAUCCCAUUGCAGCAUACAUUAAGGAUCCAACUAAUUUUCUACACUUUGACUCUAUUUCCUCAUUUUCUGAGCAUUCCUUUUUCAAUAACUCAAACUUGAAGUUUCUGUCGAUGGGCAAGGACAAAGGUUUGCAUUCUGACAUACCAUACAACUCAAGUAAGUUCUGCAGAUACUGUUUCUGACUUAUGGUUGUACGAUUACUAGCUAAAUCCUGCUCAACAUCAAUACCUAGAAACCUUUUUACACAACCCAGCUCUUUCAUUUUGAAGGUGUUACAUAGUGCAUCUCUAAGAUGACUGAGCUCAUUUUUACAAUUUCCAAAAUAUAGAAUAUCAUCAACAUACACCAACAAAAACGUUUUGGUGUUGCCUUUACAUUUAGAAUAAACACAUGCAUCUUUGUCAGAACGUACAAAACCCAGUGAUGACAUUACUUUAUCAAAUUUUGAGUUCCACAAUUUGGGAGCAUUUUUAAGGCCAUAAAUAGACUUAUUUAGUUUACCAACAGGAUACUCUGAAUUUACACCCUCUGGUAAUUUCAAAUAGAGUUCCUCAUCAAUUUCACUGUUCAGGAAUGCACAUUUGCUGUACUGGUAAGUUCAGUUUGGUGGCCACACUCAUAAACACUCUGAAAGUUUUAAGUUUUGCCACAGGAGCGUACAAGUUAUACACAUCACAUUCUUGCUCGAAACCUCUUGCCACUAGUCUUGCCUUGUAUUUAGUUUCCCCAGUUUCAGUCCCCUUUUUUGUGAACACCCAUUUUGAACUAACUACUUCUUUUCCUUCUGGCACCUGUGGUAAGGUCGUCCAAGUGUUGUUUUCAUGUAACUGCUGAAGCUCGGCCUUAAUUGCCUCCUUCCAACAUUGUGAGUCUUCCCUAUUCAUUGCCUCUUUGUAACUCUUCGGUACCGCAUCAGUUGCUACGAGUCCUAGAUCGUACUCUGAGCACCACGCUGGCUUUCUUACACUCCGUCCACUUGCUGUUUUAGGUGGCUUAUCUUUGGAGGUUUCUCUGCUUGACACUUCAACUGGUCUCCCCUUUCUUUGGUCUCCUUCAGUCACUGCAUCCUCAAAACCUUUAAAGGGAGAAGACAUUCCUUCACUUUGUACGUCUUCCUCAUCAGUACUGGAAUUUGAUUUUAUUUGUUCAUCUUCUUGAGUCAGGUCUAAGCCAAUCAUUUCAAUGUCUUCUACUUCAGUUUCAGUCCUUGUUUCACGUCCCUUUAGUCUCACAAACACCACAUCCCUUUUUAUUUCAACUUUCUUCUUGUCUUUGAAGUAAAUUCGAUACCCUUUGGAAUCUUCGUAACCAACAAAAACACCUUUCUCUCCUUUUGGGUCCCACUUCAGUCUCUUUUCUUUCGGUAUAUGGACAAAUACCUCUGUUCCAAACACAUGAAUUAGUUUUGUCAAAUCAACAUUUUUCCUUUCCCAGACUUGAUAUGGUGUCUUAUUAUUUUCUCGAGCCUUUGAGGUCCUAUUUAACACAUACACAGCUGUAUUUACUGCCUCUGCCCAUAGCUGUUUGUUAAGCCCUUUCCCACUGAGCAUUGACCUAGCAGCUUCCACUAAGGUGCGAAUGUCCCGUUCUGCUCUUCCGUUUUGCUCUGGUGUAUAAGGUAUUGUUGUCUGGUGUUGUAUCCCAUGGUCCUCAAGCAGCGCUUUCACUUCCUGAUUCACAAAUUCUCCCCCAUUAUCACUUCUAAGCACUUUCACAGGCAGACCUGUAGCUUUUUCCGAAAACUGUAUGUAGUAUUUCAGCUUCUGGGACACCUCAGAUUUACUCUUGAGAAAGUACACUUGCCGGUAAUUUGAGUAGUCAUCUUUCAGUAGCAGAAAGUAUCGAGACCCUCCCACAGACUCUACCUCCAUUGGUCCACACACAUCAGCAUGUACCAAUUGCAAUGGAGCAUCAGUGUGUUGUUUGCUUUCACCAAAUGGUAAUUUCUUCAUUUUUCCCUCCAGACAUGCUUCACAUGACUCACUGUUGUCUGAGUACUUAAUAUUGUUUUGAUUCAAGACACUUUUCACAUAGUCCAGGUUUUGAUGACAUAAACUUUCAUGCCACUCUCUCAACGAGCGUACCACCACUAAGCAGUCUUGUUCCAUGAUUACGUCCAGAAUAUACAAAUUUCCCUCCUUAUUUGCCACCGCACGAAUCUGGCUGUCUUUAUAUACAUAGCAAUGAUCGCCAGCCAUUUUAACAGUAUGACCCUUUUCAAUUGCACUUGAUACUGAGAAUAGGUUCAUUUUCAGCUCAGGGACCCACAAUACAUGGUUCAAGGUACUUUGCACAUAAUUCUGUCCAUUGUAGACUUUCACAUUAACUUGUCCGAUACCUUGCACCUGAAGACUACGUCCAUCACCAACGAGAACACAUUUAUUCGAUACUGGUGUAAAGUUCAUGAGGAGGCCACGUUCGAAUGUCAUAUGUUCACUUGCUCCACUGUCCAUGAUCCAAGAGGUGGAUCUUUUAUGGUCCUCCAAAUCACUUACACUACGCAAUACACUUUCUGACAUUACAAAGGCAUUUUCAUGUUUAGGCCUAUACCUUUGCUUGCACUGAAACUUCAGAUGUCCUUUCUUGCCACAUUCAAAACACUUUCGUAAGUCUUUAUCCUCUCUGCAUUGGUUUGCCACAUGUCCCAAGAAUCCACACUUGAAACACUUUAAUCCCCCUGUCUUCUUGACAGUGUUCCCUUUAUAUGAUCCUGCCACCAUAGCCACAUCCUCAUCCUUGAUUUUAGACUUUAACCUCUCUUCUUCCACUAGUAGUCGUGCCACCAGGUCAUCAAGUUUUUGUUUACUAGUUUCUACAGAUUCCCAUGCUGUCACAAAGUGACCAAAUCUCUCUGGCAAUGACAUUAAUAUUUUUGUAAUCGUGAACUGUUCCGACACUUCUUCUUCUGCCUGUUUAAGCAAGUGACACAAUUCUUGUAUUUUUGACAAAUAUGUAGACAUGUCAGAACCCUGCUCAUACUUAAACUGAAAAAAACGUUGUUGCAGUAAGUGUACACUUAUACUCGACUGCUGCUCAUACACACUAAGAAGCUUCCUCCACAUCUCGUUUGCAGUGGAGCAAGUAAGUAUGUGCAUCAUUGCAUCCUCACUCAAACGCAUUACAAUAAUACUCUGAGCCUUUGCAUCUUUUUUUUGCCACUCACCUUGAUCUUUUUCCGGUUUAAUGUCUGUUCCAUCCACAACCGAAAAAAGAUUCAUUCCCCGCAACAACACCGACACCUGGAACUUCCACACGUUCCAAUUCUUCUGCCCCUCCAACUUUAUCGCUCCCACGGUAUUCAUCCCUAGCUGCUCCAUUUUUCCGGAGUCAACAAGCACCGACGAUAAAUUGUUGACGACGAAAGCGACUGAAUGUGUACCACACCCCGGUACCGCUACUCCACAGAAGCUUCCCACGCCGCCAUUACCACUCUGCAGAGAAACACGUUGCCGGCCUACACAAUUUAAACAUCUCUGGUGCGAAGAUCACUCAUGACUGUUAUAAGCAUCCUGGGCCCAUAACCUGUUGUUAGUAUUUCACAAAAAAAACGACACGCCAUGAUGCUGAUAACCAUAUCCUUUUAUUCACAUAAUAACAGUCAUUUCUUCCACACUCCUUUUCCUCCAUUUACUAACUCUCCAAACUAAAGCAGUGCUACCAACUCGGUAGCUACAACUAUACCUACGACACAAAAUAUCUUUAUUGCCGAUAACAAUUUAUACCAUGAUGACAGAUCAAUAUCUAUAUCUUAGAAGUGAAGACAACAUACACAUUUAUACUUGUUCGGUACAAAGGAACCUCUGUUGAUUUUCUUCACCUCACUGCUUAGAGCAAACUGCUGAUUUCUAGCGGGACGGAAACUUAUGAAAAAAUACGUCUUAUCGCGAGAGGAGUCAUUUCUACAGCCAAAAACAAACCCUUUAGGCAUUAAAAUAAAUUUAAGAUCAUUAGCGUACAUAUAAAUUAUUUCCUCAAGGAAUUCAUGAACGGAAGGCAUACAGGAAAUGAAACAACAUGUGAUGCAUGCUGCAAGCUAUAUGCGGGCUGCAAGCUAGAUGUGUUUUUAAAUAGGCAUGUUUAACUAAAUUGCUUGUCACUUCAUGUAAUUAUAACUCUGUUUUUAACCAGGUUACAUAGGAAGGUUGAAAGCCAUAUUUUAAAACUGGGUUAAUAGAUUUUGCUGUCUGCGGCCCUUAUGUCUCUUUACCUUAUGAAUUCUACAGCAAAUGUUCACAUUAAACCUGAUACUAUCAGAAACUAUUUUGAUAAAAGAAAAGGAUCUGUGUCGAAAUAUAACUAUAACACGAAAUGAGUGCUUAGGAACUAUUGUAGAAUGAUAAUAUUUCAUUGUCUAAGAUCUCAGGUGUAGAUCUAGAAUAAAUGUUUGUUGUAUUAUUUGGUAUUUAGGCAACAUUUAAUACUGAGCUUUACUUAUUUUCAGCAGUAUAAUUUAUUAUAAUAAACUUUUAGCUCUUUGAAACUAAGGUACACACAAGUCAGAAAAACUUUGAAACUAGAAACCAUAAUAUUUUUGGUAUAGUUUUGAGUGUUCCAUCAGGAAAUAAACAAACUUGCUACUAUAGUAUAACUGGUACAUAACCAUAAAUGUAGAUAAGUUGUUCUAGUGUCAACUUUUGAUGAAUGGGGUUUCUGUCUUCAUGGCUACACAAAUGAGAGAAUUGUGUGUGUACUGAUGUGAUUUUGUGAAAAUGUAAUUUUUUUUUGUCUUAAGUCACUAUUCUUGCUCAUUAAUGUUUGGUGUAAUCCACUCAUAAGUGUUGUGUGAUUAAAUAUUUUUGACUGGCUCUAAAGCUGCCUAAACAAUUUAGUUUUAGAAAAUUUUAGUGGGAAGAAUCAAGUAAGCAAUAAAACAAACCACGGAAAAAUUUUUGUUUAUAUUAUUUGUGCCAUAGUGAUACAAAAAGAGUUUUAAAGGUAAUGUAUUGGCAAGUUUUAUCUGUUUAUGAAUCAUUCUUAGCUUUUAACAUACCGAACAGAAGUGGAUAUGUACCAUGAGGCAAAUUUAUUUUCUAGUAUAUUUAUGUUUUAAUUUUUAUGUUUUUUUUUUGUAAUCAUCUUUUAUAGUAUCAGGUGCAAAAACUGUGGCCAGAUGCUAAUCAGGUUUUUGAAGAAGGAAAAACACACAAAAUAUCAACUUGCACUAGAAUUUAAUUGAACGUUUCACUGUAAUCUCUGUUUUCAGUGGAAAGAGUAGAGUUAUAAAUCAUUUUAUUUUAUCAUUUUUAGUUUUCUUUUGAUUAUUAAACAAUUUUGGGUUAAAGUGGAAACAAUUUCUUUUUCAAUAAUUGUUAGUGUUGUGAUUGGUUUCAUGCAAUUAUUUUAGUAAAUUAACUUUUUUAUGUAAGUUUGAUUCAGCUGAAAUUAUGAUGCAGCAGUUGGCUCUGUUGCAAAUUCCUGACAGAUUAAAAACAAUACUGUAUGUAUAAGUUUAAAAUGUCACUUCAUUUGUAAUGUGAAAACAAUAUUGCCUAAGUGUUGUAUGUUAGCAAUACAUUUUUAUAAAAUAAUUACAACUAGAAAUAUACAAGAAAUCCUAAGUA
This is a messenger RNA of Bacillus rossius redtenbacheri, 12737 nucleotides long. RefSeq names its product extracellular sulfatase SULF-1 homolog (gene Sulf1). NCBI's taxonomy places the organism in Eukaryota, Metazoa, Arthropoda, Insecta, Phasmatodea, Bacillidae. Gene Ontology annotation, molecular function: N-acetylglucosamine-6-sulfatase activity; glycosaminoglycan binding. The record is from RefSeq and is a predicted model, not a curated record. Bases 557 to 4369 code for a protein of 1270 amino acids. The transcript is spliced from 24 exons.